Molecule: messenger RNA, 491 nt
Organism: Sinocyclocheilus anshuiensis
Lineage: Eukaryota; Metazoa; Chordata; Actinopteri; Cypriniformes; Cyprinidae
Product: protein transport protein Sec61 subunit gamma
Exons: 4
Coding region: 138-344 (68 amino acids)
Biological process (GO): protein targeting; intracellular protein transport
Cellular component (GO): membrane
Molecular function (GO): transmembrane protein transporter activity
Source: RefSeq, a predicted model, not a curated record
GCGCGCAUGCGUAAAUCUGAACGCCGCGUCAGUCGUUCCCUAAAUCUACGUGGCUUUACGCACAGCGGAGUCAGUUUGUUACUUACAGCUGAACGAUUGCUUCGUCCUUUGAUUUGUCAACACAGCCUCACACCAGGAUGGAUCAGGUCAUGCAGUUCGUGGAGCCGAGCAGGCAGUUCGUCAAGGACUCCAUCAGACUAGUGAAAAGAUGCACAAAGCCAGAUAGAAAAGAAUUCCAAAAGAUUGCCAUGGCAACAGCAAUUGGAUUUGCCAUCAUGGGCUUCAUUGGAUUCUUUGUCAAACUCAUCCACAUCCCCAUCAACAACAUCAUUGUUGGUGGUUGAAUCAGCUGCAUUGUGAGGCCAAAUGGACCUUUGGCUGCCUGAAAGUGUUGGAUGAUGGACUGAAUGCGAACAUUUGUAAAAAAUGUUUUUUUUUUGUGUGUGUUAACAUUUAUAUUUGGCUGUGUUAAUAAAUCAAAGGCUACACUA